AUGUCUUUCUCUCAGGUGCCGGUCCGCGCCCGCUUCCUUGUGCCCUUCGUCGCCAUGCCUCGCAAAAUUGAGGAAAUCAAGGACUUUCUGCUCACUGCCAGGCGGAAGGAUGCCAAAUCCCAGAGUGGAGCCCUGGGGGCCUUGGCCCUCAGCCACUUGGGUGGCGAGGGUCACGAGGAAUGGUCGCUGCUGUUCCUGGGGCUGGUGGCCGCCGUGGGCCUGGCACUGAACCUCAUCUUCCUUGCGGUUUACCUGGUCUGCUUGUGCUGCUGCCGGAGAGACGAUGGGACACAGAGCAAGCAGCGCAGCUCCUGCCGCGUCACCUGGACGGCUGUGGUGGCCGGGCUCAUCUGCUGUGCUGCGGUCGGCAUUGGCUUCUAUGGAAACAGAGAGACCAACGAUGGGGUGUACCAGCUGAUCUACUCCUUGGACAAUGCCAACCACACCUUCUCUGGGAUCGAUGCUGUGGUGUCUGGAAUCACCCAGAAGAUGCAUCUGGACUUGGAGCAGCACCUGGCCCGGCUCAAUGAGAUCUUCGCGGCCCGCGGUGACUACAUUCAGACUCUGAAGUUCAUGCAGCAGAUGGCUGGUAAUAUCAUGACCCAGCUCUCGAGACUGCCUGUGUGGAGGGACGUCACCACCGAGCUGACCGAAGUGGCCAACGAGACCAGCUAUGUGGAAUACUACAGGUGGCUCUCCUACCUGCUGCUGUUCCUCCUGGACGUGGUCAUCUGCCUUAUCGCCUGCCUGGGGCUGGCCAAGCGUUCCAGGUGUCUGCUGGCCACGAUGCUGUGCUGUGGGGUGUUGACCCUGCUCCUCAGCUGGGCUUCGCUGGCUGCAGAUGUCGCCGCUGCUGUGGGCACCAGCGACUUCUGUGUGGCUCCCGACGUCUUCAUCCUGAACGUCACGCAGGGUCAGAUCAGCACAGAGGUGACCCGCUACUACCUGUACUGCAGCCAGACCGGGAGCAGUCCCUUCCAACAGGUGCUGACUAUCCUCCAGCGCUCACUGACAGCCCUGCAGACCCAGGGUGCCCAGCUGCUGCGGCUGGCCGUGCCCCUCUUCCCCACGGCAGAGAAAGAUCUGCUGGCGAUCCAGCUCCUGCUGAACUCGUCUGAGACCAGCCUUCACCAGCUGACGGCCCUGCUGAACUGCCACGGGCUGCACAAGGACUACCUGGACGCCCUCACUGGCAUCUGCUACGAUGGCAUGGAGGGACUGCUCUACCUCGGCCUCUUCUCCCUCCUGGCCGCCCUGGCCUUCUCCACCAUGAUCUGCGCAGGGCCGCGGGCCUGGAAGCACUUGACCACCAGGGACAGGGACUACGGCGACAUCGAUGACGAUGACCCCUUUAACCCCCAGGCCCGGCGCAUCGCCACCCACAAUCCCCCGCGGGGGCCCCUUCACAGCUUCUGCAGUUACAGCAGCGGCCUGGGCAGCCAGACCAGCCUGCAGCCCCCGGCCCAGACCAUCUCCAAUGCCCCUGUCUCCGAGUACAUGAACCAAGCUGCGCUCUUCGGUGGGAACCCCCGCUACGAGAAUGUGCCACUCAUCGGAAGAGGCUCCCCGCCUCCUACGUACUCCCCCAGCAUGAGGGCCACCUACAUGUCAGUGGCGGAUGAGCACCUGAGGCACUACGGGACCGAGUUUCCAGCCUAAUGACUCCUGGGGCUUCCAGCCUCCU
Messenger RNA from Orycteropus afer afer, 1684 nucleotides. RefSeq names its product protein tweety homolog 2. NCBI's taxonomy places the organism in Eukaryota, Metazoa, Chordata, Mammalia, Tubulidentata, Orycteropodidae. The record is from RefSeq and is a predicted model, not a curated record. Gene Ontology annotation, cellular component: plasma membrane. Gene Ontology annotation, molecular function: intracellularly calcium-gated chloride channel activity; volume-sensitive chloride channel activity.